AUGACUACUGAACUUCAGCUAACUACCAGACAAAUCUCGGUUUUCUCGGAGGAGUACAAAAAGCGCCGGAAACAGCAAAUGAUGCGAUUUUUCGGCGCUACCGUAUUCACGCUAAUUUCUGCCCGUCUGGCCUUCAGAGGAGUCCAAUCUCGGAAAUAUGUCCCCAACAUGUUUCAGCUCAACCACAAACCGCCACUGUAUUCUUUUCAAGGUGAAGCCGUCAGUGCUCUUGCCUUUGGAACCGGACUAGCUACAGGCUCAUUUGGAAUGCUGGUGUUUGGGUCUUGCUGGCUAGCCGAUAUUUCAUCGCUUGCUGAGUUCACCGUAAAAGUGAGAAAAUUGAUGGGAGAACCUUCAGCCCAAGAUCUGGCCGACCAAACCAUCGACCCGGAAACCCAACAAGUGGCAAAGGCGCUUGAAGAUCUCCUCGAAAAAGCAAAGCGCUAG
Messenger RNA from Lachancea sp. 'fantastica', 447 nucleotides. NCBI's taxonomy places the organism in Eukaryota, Fungi, Ascomycota, Saccharomycetes, Saccharomycetales, Saccharomycetaceae. The record is from the annotation of a GenBank genome assembly.